CAUCAAAACCUUAUCCAAAUGUCAUCUUUUUAAGCAAAGGUAACAGCCAAAAGCCAUAAAUCUCUCCCUCCCUAUCUCCCAUAAUAGUUUCAGCGUAUUCCUCUGGGGUUGAUGGACCAUAGUCUCUUCCUCCACAAAGACCCUUCUCUCUCAUCUUUUUUACCAUCCGCGGUAAAAAAACCUUGGGCGCCCCACGUAUUUACUCCUUCGAGUUCACCUUCCAACUUCACUUUUACCCACCGGAGACCACUUAGGACUGGCUUUGCUUCUACUGAUUUCAAUAAUCGUAAGGUAACAUCGGUCAAAGCCAGCGCCGGCGCUAGCCACUGCGACUUUAGUAGCUUGAACGCUCCUCUCGAGCUAAGGUCAGCUCCGGGGAAGUUCUUAACCAGCGUUCUUCAGAACCAACGACAGUUCUUCCACUUCGCCGCUGCCAAUGAGCUUAAACAGCUCGCUGGAGAUCGUGAUACCGCCGUCGGUCGUAUGUUUCUUAGCUCGGAUUCUGAUGAGGCCUGUCUUCACAGAAGGAUUGCUCAGCUGAAAGAGCAUGAAUGCCAAGCUGCUGUGGAAGAUGUCAUGUAUAUGUUAAUCUUCUACAAAUUCUCUGAAAUCAGAGUACCAUUGGUUCCGAAGCUCUCCAGGUGCAUUUACAAUGGUAGACUUGAGAUAUUGCCUCCAAAAGACUGGGAGCUAGAGUCCAUCCAUAGCAUUGAGGUUUUGAAGAUGGUUAGGGAACAUGUCAGUACCGUUAUUGGCUUGAGAGCAAACUCCAGUGUCACAGACAACUGGGCUACUACUGAGAUCCUGCGGCUCCAGCUAGGCCAAGUUUAUGCAUCUUCCAUCUUGUAUGGUUAUUUUCUCAAGUCUGCCUCCUCCAGACACCAACUGGAAAGAUGCCUAAGUUUGGCCCUUCAAGAUGGUCUGAUUCAUACGAACUCCCUUAAGUUUCCAGAUCUGUUGCCUUGUGGAUUUAAAAGUCUGGUAUUUGGCCUUGUUAGUGACAUGCAAUCUGUUUCAUUAGGUCUGGGGCCAGGUAGACAGGAAAAGAAUCUUGAAGAAUUAAAGUAUUAUGUGAUGGGAUUUGACCCGGAGACACUACAGAGGUGUGCCAAACUGAAAUCCAAAGAGGCUGUAAAUUUGAUUGAGAAGCACUGCUGUGCGCUCUUUGGAGAUGAGCAUACAGGCAUGUUGGAGACUGAUGAGGUGAUUUUGACUUCUUUUUCAAGCCUGAAGAGGUUAGUUUUGGAAGCCCUUGCCUUUGGGUCUUUUCUUUGGGACAUAGAAGAAUAUGUUGACACAGUGUAUAAGCUGAAAGAUAACUGAUUGGAGAGAAGGGUAAGUUAAACAAUUAAGAAUUAAGAUAUAGCAGUUGAGUGAAGUCUCUUUGUACAGAUGCGUUAUAUUUUCUGCUCCAUGGCUUUGGUUUGCGAUCGCUUAGCAAUUCGCCUUGUAUGGCUACAAGUUGGUUUUAUAAAAAUAAUUUACAUACAAAACUUUUCUACUGUCUCUUGUUGCAGCGUUGGAGCAAUCACCAUUAGUCGUGUAUCAGUUUGUAAUUAUUGCAUCAAUAAGAUCAUUUUACUUGUUUUCGACA
Molecule: messenger RNA, 1594 nt
Organism: Durio zibethinus
Lineage: Eukaryota; Viridiplantae; Streptophyta; Magnoliopsida; Malvales; Malvaceae
Product: UV-B-induced protein At3g17800, chloroplastic-like
Source: RefSeq, a predicted model, not a curated record